Messenger RNA from Symsagittifera roscoffensis, 8453 nucleotides. RefSeq lists its product as uncharacterized. Gene Ontology annotation, molecular function: RNA-directed RNA polymerase activity. Lineage: Eukaryota; Metazoa; Xenacoelomorpha; Acoela; Convolutidae. Bases 16 to 6486 code for a protein of 2156 amino acids. The record is from RefSeq and is a predicted model, not a curated record. The transcript has 4 exons. Gene Ontology annotation, biological process: siRNA processing. Gene Ontology annotation, cellular component: nuclear RNA-directed RNA polymerase complex.
UCGGAGAGUUCGCGAAUGAUCGUGUUCGUUGACACUCGCGCCGAAGCAAGAAUUGUAUGUAAUAAACUGGAAGAAAGAUUCUCAGAUAUGAACCCAUUGAAGUUGGUAGGCCAUGGCGGCUACGAUGGAAUGGGCUGGGAGGAUGAACAGGAAGAUGUCAUUUCCAAGUUCAACUCGGGUCAAAGUCGUCUCAUUGUCUGUACUUCUGUACUUGAGGAGGGUUUGGACGUGGAAGCAUGUGACUUAGUCAUUCGCUUUUGUGGAGUUAGAUCUCUAAUUCAGUUCGUUCAGAGCCGAGGACGGGCUCGCAAAAAAGGGUCAAGUCGGUUUGUUGUGCUUCUCAGCGAAGACGAAAAGAAAUUCAUGUUCGGAGUGAGAGACGAGGAAAAAAUCAUGGAAAGUAUCUUGAAAUCGGAAUCUGUGUACAACAAAGUUCCCACUUUGGAAGUAGAAAGAAUCAAAUCUCAUCUGGAGUCCAGAAAAGAUGUCCAAGAGAACGAAUUGGCAAUGAUAGAAAAGCUGAAAAUCCCACAGACUGAAGUUUCGGGCAUGGCGACUCUUGAACUCUAUUUGAGCGGUGUGUUGGACAACUCGACUGGAAGUCAACACGAUGACGUUCAGAACUUCAUAAACAAUGAAAUUCGAAACUGUAAUGUUUUCAAGCCAAAGAGAAUAGUUAUGGAGCAUAAAGAGCCGUCCGAAAGUUUACCCCUCUUUUUCGACAUUCAUACGACUGCUUAUGUUUAUUUGAGCAAACGCCAAAAAUACGGCAAAGUAGCUGAAAACUACAAGGACUUCUGCAGAGUUUGGAAGUUCUUCAUUCGCCUUUCGGCUGAAAACCGAACUCUGAACGUCUUCUCGCGUCUUCUUUUAGAAAACAAGCAGCUCGAAAACUUCCCGAAUAAGGCUGAAUAUCAUGUUAAAGUUUCCCAAAUCAAUUUUGGGCAUUUCCUCAAUGGAUAUCAGUUCUUAAUCGUAUGUGGUGCAAGUUUCAGCGGAGAUCUGUCAUUAGACUCGAGUUAUAUUCCUGAUCUAAUUUUGAAUCUAGCAGAUCAAAUGGAAACGUGCCGAAUUAAACCUGAGGUGUAUGGACGCUUUUUGAUUAGAAACUAUUCUACAGACAACACAGUUCAGUUUUUUAUGUUCACAAACUCUGUCCCACAAACAUUUUCGGUAGUUACUGAAGUCUAUUGUCGAACAGCUACCACAUAUUUUCUGCAGAAUGUGGCGGAAAAUCCGGUGUUGCGUUUCACAAUGGACAAAAAUGAAGCCGAUAAGUUCGCAAAAUUGUGUUCGAAAUACAAAAAUUUUAUUAUUCCGAUUUUCGACUCUCAUAUCGAAACAGUGGUAAAAGAUACACUAAUGCCCGAUAACACUGCUCACAAUAUGCCAAUGGAAAACGAAGAGUUUGACAUGUGGUGGAAUUUUUUGGUUCUUCGAUCUGCAAGAAAACACUGGCUAAGUCCUUCUGCUAUCGAGGAUUUGAACGCAGAAGUCAAUAUAGUGAUAGAUCUGAGCUUUGAAGCGAAGAGUCUCAUUUUAAAACUCAUAUGUGGCAAAGUUCUCCAAUCCCAAACUCCUGUGGACAUCUUGACCAAAUGGGAGUAUUACAUGUCAAUACCUGCAGAUGUGUUGCAGUUAAGUGAGUCUCGAAAUCCGGUUCCAGGAGAUUGCACGUUGGUAAAGAGGGUCGUUCUGACCCCGAAUCGAGUAAUUUACAGACUACCUUUUGUAUCUGCUAAUAACCGAUUGCUGAGACUUUGGAAACGAAAGUGGCCGGAAAUUGAUAUAAUAUCGGUAGUUUUUGCAGACGAACAGAUGCAAAGCUUAACCGAUGCAUGUACGUUCAAGUUUGUCCAACAAACGAUGAAAUCUGGACUUGUAAUAAAAGGUCGUCAAUAUGAUUAUCUUUGUGCAAGCGGAAGUCAACUCAGAUCCCAGAGAGCAUAUUUUGUGUAUCCUUCAAAAGCUGUGUCAAUGGUAAGAAAUUAUAUAAUUUCGAAUGGAGAAGACCUCAACAUUGCAAAGUAUACCGCAAGAUUGGGAUUGUUUUGCAGCGCCGACAAAGAGAUUCGAACAGUGCGCGACUCCGAGUUCCAAGUCAUUCCGGAUAUCAAAACUUUGUCAGGGACGGUUGUGACGGAUGGUUCCGGGUUCAUCAGCAAAGAACUAGCCCAGGAAAUUUCAAAGAGUCAUCUGGACUUCGACACAGACCACGUUCCGGCUGCAUUUCAGGUUCGAUUUGCGGGCAUGAAAGGAGUACUCGCGGUUGAUUUUGCAGAAAAAUGCAAUGAGUUCAAAAUUGGAAGUUAUUUGAAAGUAUUGUUUCGUGACUCUAUGAACAAAUUCGAAACACCAGAUCGAAUGCUAACUGUUGGAAGUUAUUCGAAGUUCCUGCCUUUCAGUCUGAAUAGAGAGUUCAUCACAUUGAUGGAUGCUUUGAAACCGGUCGCAGAUUACAAGUUUCGUGCUUUUCUCCUGAGAUGUCAAACUAAAGCUUUGGAAUCUUUUACAGAACGGUUCAAAAGUACUAUUGCUGCUAUUGACGCCUUAAGUCAAUUCAUGAAGAAGUCCGACAUUGAAUUAGUUACGAAAUCAGGGGUGAACAUUUUAGAAGAGCCGCUUUGGAUUAGUAUGCUCAGAGCUACGUAUAAAAUCCACACUCGUCUCGUCAAGACGAAGACCAGAAUCGAGCUGGAGAAUGCAGCGCUGUUAAUCGGAAUACCGGACCCUCUCGGAGUUCUGAGAGACAACGAGGUGUUCGUAUGCCUGAGUGCAGACCGUGGUACCCAGAAACAGGGAGUUAUCUUUGGGGAUGUCUUGAUAUUUCGGAACCCUGGCUUGCACCCCGGAGACAUCCGGAAGGUUUCUGCCGUGAACAAACCGGAACUAAAGCAAUGGAAGGACGUAAUUGUGAUGCCAGCGGCUUUGGCUACCUUUUCUCUGUCAGCUCAAUGUAGCGGCGGAGAUCUAGACGGUGAUAAGUUUCCGGUUAUUUGGGAGCCGGAAUUAGUUUCACUUAUCAGAAGCAGCCACGAGCCAUUGGAUUAUGACAAUCUGCAAGUCAAUAAUCCGCAGCCAAGCGCUAGCAUUGAAGCUGAAGACGAUGAUUCUGACGAUGAUGAUUAUGAUGAUAUUUAUAGCUAUGAUUAUUACAGUGACGACGAUUGCUAUGAUGAUGAUAAUAUACCUCAAAAAUCGACUAAGGAAAUGGCAAAAUUCUUCAAACGUGUUCUCUCCAACGACGCUUUAGGUCGUGUAGCUAACAUGCACUUGGCUUUGUGUGACCUGAAACCGAAAGGAGCGUGCGAUAAAUUAGCUAUCGAGUUGGCCAAAUCUCAAUCGCUAGCUGUGGAUUUCCCAAAAACUGGAAUUCUGCCUUUAGUUCCAAGAGAGGCCAGAGAAUCAGUUACCGAGUUCCCUGACUUCAUGGGAAAGGCUUUGAACGUCAGUUAUGCCUCCCAAAAAGUUCUCGGCGAAUUAUACCGUCGUUGCAUCGGAACUGCGUACGAUCCAAAAAUUACUGAACUAAAAUCGAAACCACCGUCUAAUCUUGAUAAUGACUUGUUAGUGGAUGGCUACCAAUUAUAUGCGGAAGAGGCGGAAUCAGUAUACAGGUCCUACAAAUUGUUUUUAAGAGAGAUCUUGGUGGCCUACAGCUUGAGAUCUGAAGCUGAGUUGAUGAUCGGCCGUGCGGUGACUUGGUCAGAAGCAAUGAAUGUCGACGGAGAUCUUAGUGCUAAGACAAUCCAGGCUGCUAAAAGUGGACUCUAUGAAAGAUUCAGAGACGUGUUUUACAGACAUAUGACGAAUGCUAAAAGUGAAGACGUCAAACGGAAAGCAUCUGCAUGGUACUAUGUAGCAUACAGCGAUUCAAAAUCGAAGCCCUGUUUAAGUUUCCCCUGGCUAGUUCUAAGAGAUGUCUUGAGCUCAAUCAAGAAGGAAGCAAAUGAAAUAAAUCCAGUAAGCUCAAGUGCUGGAACUAAGGUAGACACCAAGUAUGGAGAAAGUGCCCAAAAGCUGUUCAUGCAGUUCAAGGAUAACCUUCUUGAUGAUCAAAAAGAAAAGUUAUCGGUGGUCAAACUGAUUGAAAAGUGUCUUCGAGAAUCGAAAGUCGACGAUAGAUUCCAGGUGUCUCCGUACGGGUCAGUGCCCUUAUGUGUACAUGCGAAUGAUUCUGACGUAGAUAUAUGUUUAACAAGAGCGUCUAGUCAAAUGAAACUGAAGUCUGAUGAAGACAAGUUUAGUCAGUGUUCUAUGUUGGAGCGCGUUUUGCCAUUUCUACAAAGCAUCGAGCUAGAACGAUGCGAAUAUGUAAAUUCAGCUAAGACUCCUAUUAUAAAAUUGUCAAUCCGAACCGCCGAUUCAGUCACUGAUUGUGACAUAAGUGCUGAUGACGCUGGCUUCCGAAAAACGAGUCUGAUCCAAAACAUAUUUUCUAAGGAUGCCGGCUUCUUUUUGGCAUUUUGGCUCCUUGUCAGGUGGGCGCGUGCUUCUCAAAUCAUUAAACAAACAGCAAAUGAUGACAAUAAUUUCAUGGCAUCCGCUGAAUUCUAUUUGCUGAUUCUAAUGCAUAGCUUUCAGAAUUAUCCUGAAGAACUUGAAAACAGUUUUCAAAUCUCUGAAGUAGUAGAGAAGAUAAAUUCAAAUACAAAAGAAGUUUUGAAUAGUGCGCACAAGUUCAUUUUUGAAUUUCUGGAUAAAAUUGGUGAAAAAUCAGAAGAGUUCAAGCUCCAAUGGCCAAUUAAUGGGAGUUACUGGGUUGAAUACUCCGAGGAACAGGUCAAGCUCCUAGCUCAAAAAGCGCUCGCAGCGAAGCAUUGCCUGGCUGUUACUGGAGAUGCUAAUGUUUUAAUCCAGUCAUCGUUGGCAAAAAAUAAUUCUACUGAAUGUCUAUUCAAGAAAAGACUUCCGCGACUCCUGGCUGUGAAAAUUGCGGAUACCCUCGAUUUCCAUGCUCUGACAAUGUCAGCUAGAACUGGAGCUAACGUCCGAUUUGUCGAGGACUCGAGGCAUGUCAUCUUUGUUGAAGCAUCUGGAAACGCCAUAGCUUUGCAAAGGUUCCAAGAUGACUUCUUGAGACUUAAAAGAUCUCAGGCUUUGCAUGGCUUUAUACCAUUUAAAGUGGAUAGAUACUUUAUUGAGGGUUCGACGUUGCUCCUGGUUCAACAGGCACCAGCGCAUACUAGUCGGGUGUCUUUCAAGCCGAGUUGUGGACCCUACCAAAUGUACCAUGAAGUCCAUGAAAGGAGCCUCCCUAUUUUGAGCAGCAACAGGAUUCCUCUUCAUGAAUGGAAGAAAAACGCUAUCGAGGCUCUGGCUCAGCACUGUUGUCAACAACUUAAAGCUUUUCCUUACGACAACCCGGAAGCUUUAGAAACCCUAGAAAUUGGGCUAGGCUUCGGAUGUUUUUACACUGUAAACACAAGCUUUGUGUUGCCUCCCACGCAACAGACAUUGGCUCUUGACGAACUGAAAGCGAGCAUAGAAAAGGCGAGACGCAACCGCAAGAAAAUUGAUCGCAUAGACUUUAAACGACACUGGCAGCCAAAAAAGGAUUGUCUGCCAAUUUCUUCAAAAAGUGACCAAAAACGAUUCGAAAUGACAACAUUAGGACCCUCUAAUACUCGAUUGAUGGGUAUUGGAAGCGAGAUGAAAUUCGAUGAGAGGGCAGAAAAACGAAAGCAACAAAAGAGGUUGUACAAGAAAGGACUCGCGAACUCAUUUGGCACAGGAAUGUUUGUGAACAACUUCGCGGAUGCAAGAAACGUGCAGCAGGCAUUCGAGAUAUACCAGACGACUCUGAGCAAUACUGGGUAUACUCCACUGGAAAGGAAGAAGCAUUAUGCGAAGAUUACCAUAGUUCCGUCGACAUCUUAUACGGCUAAUAUCACUCUUAGCGAGAAUCUUGAGGUGUUGGUAGUUGAAGAGAGAAUGUUGAAUUGGGUGCACGUGACUAUCUUAGACGGCAACAAUGAGAAUCUGAAGCCGGGUCAGCAGUUUAUUCGCAACCACGAUUUAAGACUGAGAGUACAAAGUACGAAGAGGAUCAAAAGAGGCACGGAAUUGUUCGAUUAUCUAUUUCCGACCGGAGAACUCAUUUCGCCGGUGAUUGUUACGAGGAAGGAUCCAAAUUCAGUGCAAGUGGCCGAUCACUUCAAACAGGAGCGAAUAGACGAACGAAUAUCCCAUGUGAGAGUGAUCGACAAACACUUUUAUAUGAAGAAAGACAUUUCGGCUAAUAAAAACAGCGUCGUCAAGACUAUAAUUGGAGAGGUAUCUUGCGGAAUAGAACACGGAGGAAAUAAUUUCGAAAUGAAAAGGAAAUUUUGUGAAUUAUACCUUCAAUUUGACGUGGAUUAUUUAAAGGGAAUAAUGAAAAAUGAAAAGAGAAGAUUGAAUAAAACAGAGAUUUAUCGUCUCUCAGAUAUUCUCAUUCAGGAAUCUUUGCUGGUGUCCCAAACUCUGAGAAAUCUCAUGAAGUAACUUUUUUAAAAUUUUUAAUCUAUUCCGAAACACUAUUUCGACCUUCAACAGAAAUAGUUUUUUUGGCACUAAAUUUUUUGAUGUCUCGGUUUUCGAGGAAUUGCGUCAAUUUCAUACGAUGUUCUUUCUAAGUUUGAGUGAUGUAUAAAUUAAUUUCCAUAAACUUGUAUUAGAUUCUGACCCUAAAUCCUAUUUCGAUUUGUAGCUAAUAUAUUUACAUCACUGAUGUGAAAAAUAGUUUAAUUUAAUCUGAAAUAACGUUUGACGAAAAAGUUUGGAUCCAAGGACCUUAUAUUUUCAAAAUGUUUUUGGCUCAAAACACCAAUUUUUCAAAAGCUACGGAACUCGGAUUAAACUACUCGAGAAGAAAACAACUCGAAACAAAAGAAAACUCACAGUAAAAGCAACUCGAAAUAAAAGACAAUUGCCAAACAAGGAUAGCCGGCUACUGUGCAAGUAGCACAGAAUGUUCCGACCAUAGUCUUUGAAAAUCUACAAAAAAUGUUCCUGCCAUAGUCUUUGAAAAUCUACAAAAAAUAAAAAUAUAUAUUUUUAAAUUGGUGUAGUUUUUGCUGCGUGCUGUGAGAAAAAACAUUUGACAUAAAACUAUAAUUCAGGAACAUUCGAAUGUCGUAGUUAUGUAGGCAAAUAGGAGAAAAAUGACUAGAAAACGAAAAUUUUUGGAAAAAUUCGAAAUUGUUUUGGGAGAAAUUUUUCAAGAUUUUGGUUCAGAAAAUGGAGCUUCAAAAACUAGUUUUACUUGCUUAAAACUCUGACUUUAGCACCUAACUUAGGCAAAAUUAAGCUGCUGUAAGCCUGCUCGCUUGCUUUAUUCGCUCGAAUUAAGACGAAAAAUCAAAAAUUUCAAACCGGUUUUCUUGACACUGGGUUUAUUUUUUAAUGUCGCUCGAAUGACGACUGAAAGCGCUUAAAUAUGCUAUAUCACUCAACUCUCUCCGAUGGUUAUUUGUGGCUGCUGGUUUUGUGUGGAAAACAAAAAACUGAAACGCCCUAAUACAAAGUACCUCAACAAGGAUAGCAGGUUGCUGCACAGGAAGCACAGAAUGUUCCGACGAGAAAGUUUUUCUUCAAAUUAGUAUUAUUUUUUGUGUGCGGUGAGAUGAGAACUAUACGAACCCAUAUAACAAGGAGAUAUUCGAUGAAUUUUCCAUCCACGAAUCGGAAGCCGAAGUGGAUUUCUCUCUCAAUGUCGAAGUACUAAUUGAGUGUCUUAACAUCUACUCCAACAACUCUUCUUCUAUCUCCAGGUUCACAAGUGCCAAUCAAUCAGUUACAGGAAAUCAAUCGCAGCUGGGGGUUGGAUUGCAUCAAACAACUCUAUCGAACUUCAUAAUCGGCAACAGUGUAGUGAUGUACUAUCGCAACUGUGGAGAUCCUCUAACUUUGAUCAUAGAAGAAAGUUCGGGACUGUGUGGACCAGGCGCAGUCAUCACUGACUGUCACAUCCGGACUUUGGACACGGACGAUGGACCUCUGGAUCUGCACUUUCCCGCUGAGGACGUAGUCAACAAAGUGAUCAUGAAUCCACAGGUGCUGUUUGAUCGAGUGAGUGAACUGGAUAUGAGUAGCGACUUUGUGCAGGUUGAAUUGUCACCACUCGAUCCAUACUUUUCACUUUCCACUAAAGGUAAUUUGGUGAAGGUGACGGAUAAAGUUGACCAGGACAGCACUCAAAUACUGUCAUUCGAAGUGAAGAAAUACCAGCGCCUCUCAUACAGGACAAACAUCUUCAAACUCAUCCACAAAACUCUCCAAUGCUGUAGCAAAGUGAGCAUUCGCACCAAUGAAGAUGGAUUUAUUUGUCUGCAGUUCAUGGUUAGAUUUGACAACUGUCCCAAGAUAUGUUUCGUUGAAUUCUUUUUCGCUCCUGCUGAACAAAUUGAAAUUGACUUGUAAUUUGUUUGAAUAAUUGUUUUGAUUUUUUAUUCAAUUGAGUUUUAUUUUGA